Messenger RNA from Saccostrea echinata, 673 nucleotides. RefSeq lists its product as uncharacterized. Gene Ontology annotation, cellular component: mitochondrion; cytoplasm. Lineage: Eukaryota; Metazoa; Mollusca; Bivalvia; Ostreida; Ostreidae. Gene Ontology annotation, molecular function: hydrolase activity. The transcript has 5 exons. The record is from RefSeq and is a predicted model, not a curated record. Bases 54 to 629 code for a protein of 191 amino acids.
ACAAUUUUUAUUUUUACUCCAUAUGAUAUCUGCGUAAAGUGGACGUUAAGAUCAUGGCCAGUUUAAGAAAAUUUUCUGCUCACCUGCUCAGAACACGAAUAUGUCAUCCAAUGUUGCUUGACCGAUGUGACAGUUACAAGUUUAGAUCGGUUACACCUGUAAAAUAUCUGACAAAUUCAGUACAAGGAAAUCAACAGUGUUACACAUUAAAUAUGUCAAAGUAUUAUACAACAAGUAGACCUCUCUUAUCUGACGAGGUUAAAAAGGCCCAGGGGGCAAAGAGGAGGGGAGAACCAACCAUUUUCUCUAAGAUUGUCGAUAAGUCAAUCCCAGCAGAUAUCAUUUAUGAAGAUGAACUGUGCCUGGCUUUCCGAGAUGUUUCACCACAAGCCCCUGUGCACUUUUUAGUGAUUCCAAAGUCCCCAAUACCAGGAAUCAGUGAUGCAGUCAUACAGAAUAAAGAGCUUUUAGGGCACAUUUUAUUGACUGCUAAGAAAGUUGCAGAGCAAGAGAAUCUAUCAAAUGGAUAUAGAUUAGUAAUUAAUGAAGGACCAGAUGGGGCUCAGUCUGUACAUCAUCUUCACAUACAUGUUAUGGGAGGCAGACAGAUGAACUGGCCACCUGGAUGAUAUCUUUGAAUGUGGAGACACAGAGAUUAUUGAUAAAGUCAUUU